Eucalyptus grandis is the source of this 1451-nucleotide messenger RNA. Its product is annotated as patatin-like protein 1. The transcript is spliced from 6 exons. Lineage: Eukaryota; Viridiplantae; Streptophyta; Magnoliopsida; Myrtales; Myrtaceae. Gene Ontology annotation, molecular function: monoacylglycerol lipase activity; glycerophospholipase activity. Gene Ontology annotation, biological process: lipid metabolic process. The record is from RefSeq and is a predicted model, not a curated record. Bases 373 to 1335 code for a protein of 320 amino acids.
UAAGCCGAGAUCUUCUCAGUCGUGUCCAUGGCGAGAAGUGUAUCUGCAAGAGGGAAGAUGGUGACGGUCCUGAGCAUCGAUGGGGGCGGUGUGAGAGGGAUCAUUCCUGGCACAGUCCUCGCCUUUCUCGAAUCCAAGCUUCAAGUAAUAUCACCCACUUAUUUUUAUUUGUCAAUGAUUUUUUUUGUGGAUAAUGUAGGACGAUGAUCUACCACCUAUUAGUAGACGAUUAAGUGUCGCGGUCGCCCAUCCUGAUCACACAGCCAGUGUAGGCAGCUGGGUGAAACUUAGGAACUAGAUGGACCGCAUAAGAGAAUUGCAGAUUACUUCGACAUAAUUGCCGGUACAAGCACAGGUGGAUUGGUGACGGCGAUGAUUGCAGCACCAAAUGAGGACCAUCGUCCGAUGUUCGCAGCCUGUGACAUCAAUAAAUUUUACUUAGAGCAUUGUCCUGAAAUAUUUCCUAAGAAAAAUCCAAUAAGAAGCAUGGUAGGCGCAUUCACGGGGCCAAAGUAUGACGGGAAGAAGUUGCGAUCCCUGGUCAAUGGCUUGCUCGGAGACACCGCUCUCAGUCAAACCUUGACCAACGUGGUCGUCCCGACUUUCGACAUCAAGCGUCUCCAACCAGUCAUCUUCUCUACCAAGGACGCAAGAACAAAUCCUCUAAAGAAUGCGCGGCUGGCUGAUGUUUGCAUCGGCACCUCCGCAGCUCCCACGCUCCUCCCGGCGCACUACUUCGAGACCAGAGACCAGAAUGGGAAGAUCUGUAGCUUCGAUCUCAUUGACGGCGGGGUCACCGCAAAUAACCCUACCUUAGUUGCUCUGAGCCACAUUAAGAGAGAGAGCCUCUUGCAUGACGGAGAGUUCAAGGACAUAAAUUUAAGAGAGACCGAUCCAAUACUAGUGCUAUCACUCGGUACUGGUGCGGCCAAGCAUGAAGAGAAGUAUAGUGCGACCAAGGCCUCUAAAUGGGGACUCAUCGGUUGGAACUUUCACAAUAGUUUCACUCCGUUGGUCGAUAUCUUCAAUGACGCGAGCUCUGAUAUGGUCGAUAUUCACUUGUCUACUCUCUUCCAAUUUUUAAAAUGCGAGCAACAUUACCUUAGGAUUCAGGAUGACACUCUGACUGGAGAAGAAUCAUCAGUUGAUGUUGCCACCCCGAAGAAUCUCCACAUGCUCAUGGAAAUAGGGCAACGACUAUUGCGGAAACCAGUGUCGAGGGUAAACUUGGAGACCGGUAGGUUCGAAGAGAUUGAAGGAGAAGGCUCAAAUGGAGACGCGCUCAGUCACUUUGCAAUUCGACUAUCUGAAGAAAGGAAGAGGCGAAACAAGUAGGAAUGGUGGAUCAUCAUUCGUGAUGAUGCAGCUUAGAUAAACUUGAGAAAGUUUACAAAAUCUUACAAGAAAAAUAAUGAUCUUAUGAGUAAAGCUCUUCGUGAUAUUAGUAGAAA